Lymnaea stagnalis (great pond snail) is the source of this 14695-nucleotide messenger RNA. Lineage: Eukaryota; Metazoa; Mollusca; Gastropoda; Lymnaeidae. The record is from the annotation of a GenBank genome assembly.
GGUAAACACGUCAAAGGUUCAAAAUGGCGGAUAGUGGACUUGGAGGUGUAUUGGAAGAUGAUACUAGCUGGUAAAAUAUAGAGCAGCGUAUAACAAAAAAUAUAGUCUUUAAGUCUCAGAAAUAUAAAUGUAUAAUUUUAAAUUUUAUUUAUUCUUUAUAAGUUCUUUGACACGUGGUUUUACCAACAUGUGUAAUAAUGAAAGUUCAAUAAAAAAAAAUAUAGAAAUAUUUUUUUUUUAUAGUUAUUAGUUAUUAGUUUAGUGAAUUAAAAUUAAGUAAGUUUUAAUAAUUGUUGGCUCAGCACAGUGGAGAGUUGACAAUGCCAGUCCUGUGACUGUGAGUGAUCUAUCCCUAGGAUAAGCUUACACAGUAGCUUCAUACCGAGGAUGCAUACCGAGCAUGUUGACACCCUCACAGGGGGCUGAAACUUAAUACUUGACUUAAAUAGAACAUUAUAGUUAUAGUUAUAGAAUAGAGCUUGCCCAAAAUACUCAGAUCAAUAUUUCAUAACAACACUCCAGAUCAAAGUUUGUGUCUAAGUUAAAUAAAUUAAAUACAAGACUAAAUACAAGAGCAGCAGAGUGACACCAGAAAAAGCCUAAAACAGGUGACACCACAACAGAGUGCCAACAGAGCAGUGGUUUAACUGUGCACGGAGACAAAAGAUGUUAAAGUCAAUGUGGAUGUCAUUGUCAGGAAUGUCAUUGCAGGGUUUGUUUGUUUUGGAGUGGGGGGGGGGGGGGAUUUUGGUUUUUGGGUUUUUUUUUUUUGGGGGGGUUUAACUGUGCACGGAGACAAAAGAUGUUAAAGUCAAUGUGGAUGUCAUUGUCAGGAAUGUCAUUGCAGGGUUUGUUUGUUUUGGAGUGGGGGGGGGGGAAUUUGGCUUUUUGAGUUGUUUAUUGCUGGAGGAGCAACAGCGAAUAGUAAUUGAAAUAAAACCAGCAAAUGACAUCCCUGGUUGUGAAUCAUGAAUUCACCUCACACUCACUGGCCCAGUGCCAGUUACUAACAGAAAACUUUUAUUUUGUCUCUAGUCUAAUGAGUAAAUAUUUAUUUUUAAAAGAGUGCAUAUGAUUUAAAAUAAAAAUCAUUAACAGUCCUGAAUCCUUUAGUCUUAAGUGUAACCAAACUCUCAACUGUAAUUGUAAUGGUAGCCCUUGUCUUAUAAAAUUAUGGCUAUCUUACUAUGAGUGACUGUAUGUUACACAGUAUUGAGUAGUUACUACACUAAAGUGAAGCUAAGGCCAAAUGAAUUACCCCCCAACUUCUUUUUGUUUAAGUUAAGUAGGUAAGACACUAAAAAAAAACAAUAGUAAUAGUUCUAGCCUAAGCUUCUAAACAUUUAGAAUUGCAGUCCACGCCAUCAGGUUUAUGUGCAUGAUGUAAGAUAAUAAUGACACUUAUUGACUUAGAGAUGGGUUCUGUUCAAUCAUGGUUCUAGAGCAGGGGUCUCAAACCGAAAUCAUCCGCGGGCCACAGGAGGUAGAGUCUAAGUGCGACUGGGCCGCAACAAGUAUUUCACAAAAAAGUGAUUACAAAUUCAAAAAAGCACAACUAUUACAAUCUACUCUACCUUUGUUAUUGUUAAUAACAAAUAAAAACAUUAAGGGUUCUCGAGACCUAGGCUACACUUUCUUCCGCCUACUCUUUGUUGCCAAAGACCUGGCAGCGCUUCUCCUUAUACAGCUGAGCAACAUAAUUUGGCUUGAGAGAGGAAGCAACUGAGACCCUCAGUCUAGCUUAAAGAUGCUCAUCAGUAUGUUUGGUCAUGAACUUUGAUUUGUUAAAGUUCAUAGUGGAAAAGAGCUUUUCACACAGAUGUGUACUCCCAAAAAAAGGCACAUGAUCUGAUUGAAUAACCUGGAAAUCUCAGUGAAGGUGGAGGGCAAUGCUCACAUAAAUUGUCCAUGAUUGUCAGUGUUUCCCUUCACCUCCCUGAACUUAGAAUUGCAAUGAAGAUCAAUCAGCUCGGUUUACAACGUUUUUUUUUAAAAGGGGGGGGGGGUGUCAUCUUCCACAUUAAAGGAAAAGGGGUCAGCAAAAGUUGAUCUGUGUUUUAAAGUGUAAAAAAAUGUGAUCAAAUUCUUUCUGUAGCUUUGCUAUGGCAUCAUUAUACUGACUCGGUACUAAUGAAUGGUGUGCCCAAGUCCAUGAGUACUUUGCAUGUUAGGAAAUAGCAGAGGUUUCUUUAAGUACCAUAACAUAAGUUUUGUGCAGAAUGCCCUGACAUUGUCAUAGUCAUAGGCAACACUGACAAGCUGCGCCUGUUCUUGUAACUUCUUGAUGAGUACAUUUAGCUCCUGUGCAAUGUCAACAAGAAAAGCCAAGUCCAUGAGCUAUUUGGGUUUAUUUAAUACAGGAACUACCACCCCACUCUUCUCCAUGAAGGCUUUUAAUGCUAAAACGUGCUUAAACAGUAGGCAGGAGCAGGCAAUAAUUAUGUAUUAUUGAUGCGAAGGAAGAUGCUAUUGUAGGGAGAAUGAAUUAAGAUUUUUUAUCGUUGCAAAGGCCUUUUUGACUAACCCUAUUGAAAGUGACCAAGCUGACAGGCUCGGAAUUCCCCUCACUUGUAAACACUAGGAUUGCUAUGAUGUACACAAUUAUGGUGCAUUACCCAAUAAUUGACUUUUUAAACUUUUCUCAAAACUGCUUUUUGGCUAUGUUUGUCUCAUAAAAUUCAAUAAAAUAAAAAUGUUUAGUCCUUAGUCCGGCUUUAAAAAGAUUUUUACUAUUAUAAUCAACGUCCAAAUCUAUCCAAACAUUAAAAAAAAUCAGAAUGAGACUAGUCGGUGAGAUUUGACUGAAACCGUUGCGGAGGGUCACAUUAUAGAUAUAAGAAUGGGGAAAACAUGCGGGCCGCGCUAACACUAAAUUUUGCUGUCAUGUAGUGGGCAAAAAAAUAUUGUCUUGCGGGCCGCAAAUGGGCAGCGAGUUUGAAAACCCUGGUUUAGAGAGAGAUAUGCGCGUAACCAGGUUAAAGUGCUGUUCAGUUGCGUAGAUUAUUUCUUAACAAAUUUUAUCGCGUGUAAACUUUAGUGGAUUCGUUAGUAAAUUAACUCCAGUCAGUAAUGGUUAACUAACACUAAAUUGUACAGCCCAAACUUGUCUUUUAUUUGAAUUCUAAAACAUCUUUGAACAGCCCCCUACCCCUAUUGGUACAUAGCCCGUGUCUGAUCUUCCCAUUUGUCUUUUUUUUCACCCUAUAUACUAUAUGCCAGAUUUUUUCAUCUAUAGGUUGGUUUCAAAAUUUCAUUUAGUAUACUGUGCUAUGUACCACUGGGGCCUGUUCAAAGACAAAAUCAAAUUAAAAUAAAAUUUAUCUCUGUACAAUUUAGUGUAUGUUUAAAUGCAAAAUUACACAAUUCGUUAGGAAAUAAAAUGCACACUUGAACUGCACAUUUAUCCAUAACCAUUUCCCCCUUGAGUUUCCUCUGAAAACAACGUGGUGUAUUGUUUGUAAACAAAUUUGUUUAAUUGUUUAACACGUUAGGCUGUCAGAGUUGGAGACUGCUUUGGUUGAGGAAUGUGACUUCAGAUCUCUCAGGAAUAUUUGCAAAGGGAGGCCUGUGCCAGAACAUUUGAGGGGAGAAGUUUGGCAAGUAUGUGUAAAAAAUUCUCCAUGCAGUGCAUUCAAUUUUUAAAAGAAACAAAACAUUAUUAAUUUACUUUUUGGUAGCUCAUGUCAUGAAACAUUGUAUCUCAAUUUUUAAUUUUUUGGUUUAAAAAAAAAUGCAUCUCUAUAUUUGUAGAUCUUAAAUUUAAUUUUGAAAAGGCUCACAUUCUCCAAACUCGGGAAGGCUCAUUCUUUCACCCAACUAAAUUUACUGAGCAUUAUAGGGAAAUAACAAAAUAAGUAAUUUCUUGCUCUUAAUCUAUUAAGCAUUAGAUAUCUUUAUGGUUUUUGCAUUUCUGCUAAAAAUCCAGAGCUUGCAUUAAUUGCUAACAACUAACAUCAUCCUGGGCUUUGUAUUAGAAGAAAGUUUAUAUGUUGCAUUAUACUUUGAUUUACAGAUAUGCCUGGGAACAGUUGGUAAAGAUGCUUUGUCUGGUUUUGAUGGGUUGUAUGACAUGGAGGGACAAGGACAACUACGGGAAGAUUGUAAAACUUUAGUAGGUACGGGAACUAGAAAUGGAGAGCAUGUAUUUUUUCAUGUGACUGAGAUAUUAAAAGAAAAAUUGAAAGGGGUUAAUGUUAUGGUAUGUUAUAUGAUUUCAUCAGACUAGUAAACCUUUGGCAACUGCCACUUUCAGCCAUUGUUACCACUGUUCGGCACGUUCAUUACACAGUACUAUACAAAAUAAAUGUACCCUUCAUCACUUUAGUAAAAUUUUAUUUUCCUCUAGAGUGCUUUAGAAUAUUCUUUACAAAAUAAAAAUUAUUUUUUCAUCUUUAAACUUUCACCAAAUUUUCUUGUUUAUGACACAAACUAGUCUCCUGUUUUUAUCCUUAGUGCAUUUGUAUAUAUACGUCUCUUUGCCACUGUAAAAGUCAUGCUGUGUGAAAUUUUUGUGGGGCUAGAGAGAGUGAAUUUGUGGGUUUGUGUCAGUUACAAUAAAUUUAACACAUUUAAUUAUUUUUCUCUUCAUAUCUUAAUUAUUCUGUGGAAAGAUAACAUUAAUCCACAUCUUAUUUUUUAAUGUAUUACAUCACCUUAAUAUUAUUAGGCAAACUUGGCAAUGACGAAGAGGAUAAAGUUUCAAUAGUUAGUGACUUGGAGACAACAGUGACAUAUUAUUGCAAGUCCAGAGGUCUCAAGUAUGCCCAUGGUAAUGGAUGGAUGGACAUGCUCCAAGUUUUGUUGGCCGUGAAGAUGAGCCAGUCAGAAUUGUACAACUGUUUUUAUUCUAUUCACAACAAAUACAUACCACAGUGAGUUAGAUCAUGCUUUAUUUGGUUUAUUAAAUCCUUUAUAUUAACUUUGUUUUUGUGUGGUUAGGGCAAAAUGUUUGGCUGGCUAAUUGACACACUUCCUGUCAACCUAUCAAGCUGAAACUUGGCAUAUAGAUUAUUUGGCAAUAACAAUACAUUCUAUCCCCAACUCCCAAAAUUCAGUUGUUUUUUUCUGUUUUUCAAGGGGAGGAUGAAGGUAAUAUGAUGUCACUAAUUUCAUCAAAUAAAAUUCCAGAUAACUGCGAGAUUCUUAAAAAGAAAUAUGCAAGUGUAUUUGAUGUGUAAUAUUUUCUUUUUUUUUUUUUGAAAGAGUUGGUGAAAUAUAUUUGUGGUUUAAAAGCAGGUGGGGCAUUAGAGUUUUGAUAUAAAAUAAAAUAACUACAAAAUGCAUAUAAAAGCUUUGUGUAUAAACUUCAUUUUUUGGGGUUGUUUAUUCUCAAUGAAAAUUCACUGCUGUGUUAUUUUGGAAGCUGUUUUAUUCUUCUUUCAAGUGUACUUGGUAGAAAGCAUUAUUUUUCUUGCCACAGCCAAAUCUGUUAAAGUAGGUUGUUGGGGGUUCUGUGAUUCAAUGGUUGGUGCCUUUAGUGAUUACAUCAAACUCAAACAAUGACAUUUCAACUGCAGGCUGUCAAUGCUGAACCAGCUUUAAAAAUAUAUGUAAUAAAUCAUUCUUACAACCAUUUGAUUUAUGUUGCUCGGGUAAUUCUCUUUUAUUUUCCUUGUUUUUGUCUAGUGGAUGUAAGAAAAAUGGGAAACCAUUUCAUCUUUUUCGACUCCUGCUUCAGUACCAUGACCCAGAGUUGUGUUCUUAUCUAGAUACACGUAGAGUUACCCCUGAUCUUUAUGCAAUGUCGUGGGUGAGUUGUCUGUCUCUUAUUCAUUUUUAUGUAAAAUUUUUGCAGCAGGCUAAUUCACAAGUAGUGCCAUUAUGGUCCUGUUAUGAGACGGUGCCUUGAAAGUGUCUCUUUAAGUGACAGCAUCUGUUUUGGGGCACUGUAGAACUGUACUCAGGAUCAAAGUGAAUAUGUAUUUUCUUGAUCUGCAAUCUUUUAAAAUGAAUAGUUUUUAUAGAUAGAUCUGUAUCAAAGUUGAAAACAUAGCAGAGCAUUUUCCUAAAGUUUCAUUCAUUAAACAAUUUGCACUACUUGCUACUGAAACUUUGAUUUAACAGUUCAACAGCUUGUUUGGUGGAGUUUGUGACCUGCAUGUGUGUUUAGCCAUGUGGGAUGUGAUAUUUCAACACGCUGAUCCAUUCUUGGAACUUUUCAUGGGACUGGUCAUCCUUGUCAAUGCCAGGUAAGGCAGGAUGUUUAUUUUUAUCUAUGAUAUUUAAACUUACAAACCUGAAGCAAUGAUUAGAUAUUAUCCUGCCUUUUUAUGCGGUGUGUUUUUUUUAAAAAUUAAUAUAUAGUGAAUUUAUCAAAAUUGUGCAAAAAUAAAUCUUCAAAUUUGCUCUCUUAUGAUUUUGUCAGUGAUUUGGAUUAAGUUUCCUAAGGGUCUCAUUUUAUAUUCCCAUUUACAGUAUUGAAUUAGGCCUACACAGCAUCACAGAGUUUUUGAAGCAAAUCUGUAAUUUAUUAUUCUUAAAAAUUGGUCAUUAAAUUAAAAAGUGUUAAAUAAUUGACGUACAAGACAGCUACUAAUAUGUUAUAGAAUAUUUCUGUUGAAUCAACGUCAUUACCCCCCCGAAAUGAGCAAUAACCCAAGACCUUAAACUGUGGUAUGUAGAAAAAAAAUGUUGCCUGUUAAAAAGCUUUUUUUUUUGGCCAUUUCCAGAGACUCUAUCCUAGAACAUAAAGAACAAAGUAAAGAAGAAUUAAUUGGUAAGCAACUGCCACCACCUAGUUUUAGAAGUGCAUUCUGUGGCACAUCAUAACCGUUGUUUGGGAAUUAUAGUAAUGUUAAAUGUUAACCUUAAGAUGUUGCUUCUGUCAUAAAACUACAUUUGCCUUUUUUUGUGUGUUUUUACUUUCUAGAGAAUAUCGCCUCAUUUCCACAAGCUCUUGAGGCUGAAGAUAUUGAAGAUUUCUGCUCCCUUGCACAGUAUUAUGCAACAAAAACUCCACAGUCCUUUAGAAGGGUAAUAACACUUUCAUAUAUGUACAUGAAUUGUUAAAGAUGUGGGUCCACCCAACUAUAAAAGAUACUCUGAUCCUGAACCUCUAAGGUUUUCCAAAAUAAAUAAAGGAAAAGAGAUAUGCUUAGGCUUAAAAAGGAGAGACAAGACAUUUUAAACUUUUCCAAUGUUUAUUCCUCAUAGUUUUCGCAAUGUCUCUUCCCCGAGACCGUCUCUGGUUGGUAAUAAUUCCUACCAGUUUUUUAACAAGCAGAGUAAAUAAAAUAUCUUUAAUAUCUGAGAGGUUAUCAGGAGAAUCUCAAAGGAAGAAUCUGCAUGCUUUUGCAAAACCUUAACUUGAUGCAGAUGUUUCUGUGUAAAUGACUGUAAUCCGUGUACCGUUUCAGGACUACCAGCUGGCAAUGUUUGGCAGUAGUGUGGCAGCCCAGAAGGAAUCAGAGAACAACAUGUACAUGGACUCCCUGUGUCUGCUGGUGUCAGGGGAGGAGCUACUGCAGGCCAAUCAGAAUCAAGUCAUCAAUGUAUUUCAGACUGACAAUUAAAAUAGAAAUGUUUUGUUGUAUUCCAGUAUAAUUGAUAAUUGAUUAACUAGAAAACUAACAAGGAUAAUGCAGUUAUUUAAAUGUAUAUAUAUAUAUAUAUGUAUAUAUAUAUAUAUAUAUAUAUAUGAUCCAAAUGUUUCUACUGUUUAAAAAGCAUUAACAUAAAAAAACUAACUUAUCUUACAUCAAUAAUAAGUUUUUUUUUAUUUUUGCAUAAUUACAGACCUGUUUACCCCUACAAUUUCAUCAUAGUAACAACUUUUUCAGCCUAAGACUACAGCCUGAAAAAACUACCGCUCAAUAUUUUUAAAAUUUAAAAAAAAAAAAAAAUUAAUUUAUAAAAGGUAAAUUUUCAGUGAAAAGUUACCAUAUUUUUUUGUUAUCAAUCUGAUAACGAUGACAGUCAUUGUCCUUAACAGUCUCAAUCCAAUUUCAGUGAGCCAAAUAUAAUGUUUAACUUUCCCCCUAUCUCAUUGACCAAAUGGACACUACAAGUUUGAGCUUGAGACUACAUUUUUUAAGAGCUGAAAACUACCGUGACACUAACCUAGGGGUAAGCAGGUCAGCAUAAUCCAAUAAGAGCACUAUCAUUGAAGUGAUAUCAAAUGUAUAUGACACCAAGUUCAGGGUUUAUGAAGUGGUAUGCAAAAUUAAAACAUAUAGGAGUUAAGUAACUACAGGCAAUAGAGUAUUGAUGUGUUUAGAGAGCAUUUCAUGGUUGGAUGCUUUUUUAAUGAUAUCUGUGGGUUUUUUUUUCUUCCAUUUAACACCAAGACUAAAAGCAGACCACAGAGGCCAUCUGUUGAAAACGUGCCGAUCACUUGAUUUGUUCAUCUCUGGUCCUAAUGGCUUUUGUUUUUCUUUUUAUUUAAGGAAGACACAGUGAGAUAUUUUGUUGUGGACUGUAGACCAGCUGAACAAUACAACACAGAGCACCUCAUGACAGCUUUCCAUCUAGAUUCAAAUUUGGUGAGAACAUUCACAGAAACCAUCCAUAUCUUUUUUUUUUUUUUUACAAGUUACAGUGUGUCUUUCCACUCCAUUUCAAUGUAUUGAUGACAGGAAUGGAGUGAAGACAGUUUUUUUGUCUCAUGAUGCAUGUUAAUGUUGAGAACAGUGUAAAAUACUUAAAUUGUAAAGAGAGUUCAUUGUUGUGUUUCAUAGAUAAAAGUAGCAGGAUGGGGUAGUUAUACAUUAGUGAUUUGAUUAGUCAGUAUAAAUGGGUACUGAUCACAGUUAUUCAUUAUAAGAAAACUAAUGAUGCUAGAUAUUUAAUACCCAUGUGGUUUGUGCCCUCAUUGAAACAUGAAACAAAGCAAAAUAUUAGAAAGUGGAAAUGUAACAUGUCAGGUUCGACAUUGGUGAAAAUCCAUUUCUUUAUAAUUUAAUCAUAGACUGGCCAUAUAAUCAAUCAUAGAUUAACCAUAUAAUCAAAGACAGACCAUAUAAUCAUUAGACAAGCCAUCUACAUUUUGGAUGUGAUGAAAACACAGUAAUGUCUUGUCUUCAUUUGCUUCUCCUCAGAUGCUCCAAAACCCAGAAGAGUUUAAUGUGGCCGUGCAAGCUUUGUUUACAGCUCAGGCCCAAGCACUUGCUGCAGGUCUGGCUUUAGUCAAUGUCAUAGAAGUUGAUAUUUUAGUUUAAUUAAGAAAUAAAAUAAACAAUCAAAAUGAUCAGUUCCUACUCACUAGAGGAAUAGUUCAUAAUUUAUUAUUUUAAAGAAAAGGUCUCUUGUUAUUGGCACAAGACACUUUCAGGGAUUCUGUUAUUUUGUUGAUUUUUUUUUUUAUUAAAGAGGACACAUUGUUCAAGAUUUCCAUGUUUUUAAAAAUUAAAGAGAUAUAAAUCUUAAACAAUUUUUUGAUUUGGUAAAAAAUUCACUAAUUUAUUAGGUUUACUUUAAUAGUUUGGUGUCUAAAAUUUUCUUUUAUUCAUUGUGGACUGCUAAAAAAACAUAUUUAUUCAUUAGAAUUAGAUACUGACUUGACUGCAGUCAAUGGUAUUCUUUAAAUCUCUUCCUAAUGCUGAUCAAGCUGUCUUGUGUAUUGCAGGGUCAGCAGCAUCAGGUGAACACCUUUGCUUCAUGGGAAGUGGUAGGGAAGAGGAAGACCAAUAUGUCAACAUGGUUGUGGCCAACAUAUUGCAGAAAGGCAAACAAUAUGUAUCCAUUGCCAAGGGAGGCUAUCCUGGUAAAGUCACCAUAAGAUAAUCCUUGUUUAUCCACAAUAUCAACCAAGUACCAGUGCUUCUGUGAAAGAACUUUAUAAAGUGUUAUUUAAAUUUAUGCUUUGUAGAAAAAAAAUUGUUGCUUAUUUUUAAAAAAAUAAAAAAUUUAUAACCAUUUAAUUCACAGCAAUUCACAACAUUUUAAAAGCCACGUCACAAAAUGGAGGUAUGAACUUCGACCUGGUGGUCUCCCACAACAGUGAUAAUAACUCAAACCACAGUGGCAGUGGCCUGGGAGAGGGGAUGAUGAAAGGUGGUCAAAGACUGGACAAAAAUUCUAUGAAAUAUGUGAGCAUUAGUGUUUAGUAGAGUUAAUUUUUUUUUAAAUCCUCAGUGUUGAAAUGGUCUUAAACUGGACUUAAGAUUACCUUUUUAAUUAGUAAAAGAUUCUGCAUCCACUUGUCAGGCCAAAUAUAAUUUCUCAUUUGUAGGCUUAUAGUUUAUGUUAGUUUUAUUUCCUUAGUAAAUAUUAUUUGGUAACCAAAAAUUUUAAUGAAUUCACGCAAAUGAUCAUGCAUAAAAGAGCCACUAUUUUAUUGUGUAUAUAAAUAUUUUAUUGAAUUACUCAUUUGUUAUAAAAUUAUGUAAAAUUCAAAGAAAAUGUGCUUAAAUUAGGAGCAAUGUACAUUCUAUAAUUUCUUUCAUCAUUUGCUUUAACAUGAUUUUUAAAAUUUAAUAUUGUAUAGUUUUCUAAAGAUCUUCUCGGCAAGCUCUCUGGAGUGGUCAAAUCAAAAUCUGCAGAGAUGAAGGAAAAAUUAUCCAACUAUAUCAAGAAUGAUGGUGCAGGAGAAAGGUAAGACACUUUUUAUGUAUCUUUUGGCUCAAAUCUUUGUACAUGUCAAAUGUGGACAACAAAGAGGGUAUCAUACUGUUUGGGAAUACACCUUUUAAAUAUAGAUGGAAUUAACAUUUGAUGCUCAUCAGCUUUUAGCAAUUUAUCAAGAUUGAACAAAAAGUAGGGAAGUAAAAUUGGUUAGUUAAGUCAUCAUAGUUAAAUAAAUGCUGAAAAAUAAAUAUAGGGUGAGUGGGAGCCAGGCUUGAUACAUAUACAUUUUUUAAAUAAGGGUCAAGCAGGUGUAUAUAAAAAUAGUUAUAUGAUCUUGGUUACAAAUUUAUAGUACAUGUAGAGUUUUAAAAAUACUAUAUUGAUGUACAGUGUAACAAUGUAAUUUUUAUAAUAUGUUUUAAUUAGAUUUUGUUUUUUUCCUGUGGCUAUUCCAAUCUUGUUGUUUUAUGUAUUGCACAACUGCAUAUGAUGCUCUUUAUAUUAAACCAGGCAUGUGAGUAGUGCUGAGAGGACUGGUAAGAGGUACAGAAACAUGGCCAAUGUGUUUACUAUUGGAGAUGAUGAUGAAGGUGAGCCCUUUAUUUCAGGUUAUUUUAUGCUUGUGUUGAUUUCAAUUCUGGAUUAUGUGAAAUCCUACCUGAUUGAAUUCUAAUUAUCCUGCCUGAUUGAACUGCUAAAUAUCCUGGCUGACUGAACUGCUAAAUAUCCUGCCUGAUUGGACUGCUUAGUAAUUUAGUCAUUUAACUUAUGAAAAGUUAUGUUGUGACUAAUGCCCUGAUAAGGAUGUUGUAAUUUAGGGUGCAUUUGUUAAUGUUUACAAACUCUACUGAAAAGUGACAGAUGCCCUCAUUUUUGUCUGCUUAUAACAGAAGCAAACACCCAUUGUGGUUGUUUCUUGUGUACAUCUUGAUGUAAUAUUUUGAUGUAAUAUUUUCUGUAAAUGUCUAGCAGCAUUAUGACUGUUGGUGAAAAAAUGCUACUAUCAAUUUUUAUUCCCAACUAUAGUUGAGGACUGCAGUGCUGUGGACUCGGACGAAGAGGAUCAGAAUCGUGAAGUGGUCAGCCUGGAGACCUGGAUUCAGAAACCAGAUGUUGUUUACUCGUGUAGGUGUACAGAGUACCGGCCAAGUGGGCAAUCAUUUUCAAGGUAGGCUUUUAUGCCAGUCUUAGAAUCAUUUAAUUUUCAUAUGGUCAAUGACAUACAUUUUGCUGUUGUCGUGCACUAGGAAAAAUUGAAUUUACAUCAUUAAAAGAAAAGAUUUGGUGAUGUGCAUGACUAAAAGUUUUGCCUAGACAGUGAUGUAAUUCCAAGAUUUAGUAAUUAUGGUCAAUGAGUUACAGACAUAUCAGGAAAUAUGUACAAAAGAAAUUUUUGUAUAAUUAAAAUUGUUAGACGUAGAUUUAUUAAUUUAGGGAAGGUUCGAGUGACAAAUAAACUUUUAAAUAAAAUUUAUUUUGUUUUUGUGUUUUUUCCCAUUAUUUCACUUUGAAAGAAACUUCUUUUCAAACAAAUUGUAGUCAAAAAUUUAUCAAAACAAAUUCCAUUCAUAGAAAUUCCCAGUAGCCAUUUUUUACAGAGGAGCUUUAAUUUUCACAAAGAGCCUGCUGUCUUGUAUGAGGUGCAAGUUAAAACGGAUAAGCGAUGUUAGCUGCACAGCUCUUUCACCUGUUCAUCCACCUUAAUAAUUAGAAACAGCUAUUUUUUUAUAUUCCAGAUAAUGUCAGUGCUGUUAGUUAAAGAUUUUUUUUAGCGAAUAUUUAUAUAAGACUUAAUUAUUUAUUUUUUCAGUUAUCUCCUGGUAACCUUAAGUCAUCUAUACGUCUUGCGUGAAAUCCCCUCUCGAAAAGGCAUGGCUGUAAUAAUUGCAAGAAAGGCCCUUGGGACGGUUAUUAAAAUAACUUCCAAGAAAAAGCAGCCAGAACUGAUUACAAUAAAAUACGGAACUCAUGAGGAUGACGGAUUUCACGUCACAGAUGUUCACAGGUCAGCCAUCUUUUUUUUCGUAAGAUCAAUUGCCUUUACCCUUCAUUUAAAAAAAACAACUUUUAUCCCACUUGAAAUGAGCAUGUUUGGUUGUAUCAUGUUUAAUGGCUCAUACCUGUUACAGUUAUCUUGAUUUCCUUUGUAUAACUCGAUGCUCUAACCUAUUUGGCUGAUCUUUCACUUACAAAUUCUUUAUAUAAUAAUAAUUAUAAUAAUAAAGUUCAUUUCAAAAACACGCUUUAAAUAUUUAACAUACACCUAUGCAACCAAGAAUUGCACUAAUAAACAAUCUAUUCAAAUCAAGUAACCCUACACAUAUGAGAGUUGUAAAUACUUUGUUUUUAUAUUGGCCUUCAAAAAGAUUGAAUGUAUUGUUUAUAACAUAUUUGAAGACUGAUAACAAGAACUUUGGAUGUCAGUGCCAGUCACUCCGUAUUUUCAGUUUCAAUAUGCCACUUAAGUUGCUGAAAUUUUUAAAAUCCUUGUUGUGUUGUAUUUGAGUAGAAUCUUUAUCCUUUUGGUUAGCGGCACUAAGAUAUUGAGGGGGGAAAAAGUGCUAAUUUUAUUUCACACCAUCCUCUUACUGUGACAAUUUAUUUUAAAGUUUUUAAUUUUGAUUAAAUUCAUGUGUGAAAUGUUAUGUUACUUCCUAUUUACUUCUGCACUAAUUAUCUUGAACUGAGUUACCUUUAUUAAAAAGUUACAAGCAGUGAGUGAAUCAGCCAAUAUCUAAAGUCACCAAUUAAGUACCUUAUCAUCUUUUAAUAUCAACUAGCUCAUUAAAAAUAUCUCACAGUUGCUUUGUUAUUUUAGACCACUUAAUUUAAUGUUAUCACUUUCGCCAUAUGAAAAUUGCACAAGAAGAACCAUGCUAAAUUUAAAAAAAUUAACGUUACACAAAAAACGAAUAUAUUUUGUUCCCCUCCCAGGUUCUACAUUCCGACCGCCUCAGACGCCACCCGGGUCAUCAAACAACAGAUAAUGAAAGUACUGGACGCACUCGACAGUUGACACAGCUCACUAUGAGAACUUGCAAGUUAUCCCUGUCCCUUCUGAGUACAUUUCCUUUCAGUGUUGUAACCCUCCUACAGACAUGAUAACACUUUUUUUAUUUCCUUCAACUAACAAGAAGGAAAUAGAAGUAUUUUCACUAUGUUUUGCUUUGUGAAUAAAAAAAAAAAAGCCAUAACUUUUAGUGAAGAAUGUUACAUAGCAAAAUUCUUAUUUGCUUAUGAGGGAUUUUAUGUAAAUAACGGUUCAAAUAUCUUAUAAUUUUUUUUUUUUAAAACAGAGUUAUUCCACCUAUCCCGAGCUAAAAAAGAAUUUUCUUUGUUUUCAAAGUAGUAAAUCGUCAUCAUCAUUUGCACAUGAUCUAAACUGCUCCCUUCUGUCUAGUCAUCAUAUGCACAGUGUGCAAAUUAUUGCUGCCGACAGAGUGAAGUUGAAACUGUCAGACCAUGCCUCAUCGGAUUUUUAUUCAGUAAAAACAGUCAUGUCUGUCCUAUACAAAAAUCUAUUUCUAUCUGCCCUAGACAACAAUCUUUUUUUAUCUGCCCUAGAAAACAAUAUAUUUAUAUCUGCCCUAGACCACAACCUAUUUCUAUCUGCCUUAGACUACAAUCUAUUUUUAUCUGCCCUAGACAACAUCCUCAGCAUGUUGGCAAUCAUUCAAGUGAGUCGUAUGUAUUUCCAAGAUGCAGCCUCCUCCUCCAUUUCAGACCCCAACUUAGUUUAUUUGUACAAAUCUUAAAGACAAUAUGCUACAAUCCCUGAUGUUAUUUUUUUCUUAAUUUGUCUUUUUUUUUUUUGAAUCAGGGCAUUUGUGGCACUUAGAUUAAUGAGAUAGUCAGAGCUUCACCACUGGCAUCUUGAGUUUAUUAACAAAGAGGGCUUGCCAGAAUGUGACAUGAAAUUCCUCUGUAACUUGUAAAUAAAAACCUUCAUUGUGAUACAAUAUUAAUGCACUGUAAAGUUCAUUUUGAAUGUCAUGUCUUGAUAAUGCUAUGUGUAAAGUUGUGCAUAGAUGGUGUGACUGUACAAUGAUCAAAGGGAAUUAACCAUGUAAAUAAAAAUUAACUAACAAAGCGGGCUUACUUAUCUUUUAUUCCUUUUUCAAACUGUCAUUUGUGGUGUGUGAAAAAAAACAUAAUUAUUUGUAUUCACUUUAUAUGACACCACUUGGUUAUC